Molecule: messenger RNA, 1323 nt
Organism: Phaeoacremonium minimum UCRPA7
Lineage: Eukaryota; Fungi; Ascomycota; Sordariomycetes; Togniniales; Togniniaceae
Exons: 6
Coding region: 1-1323 (440 amino acids)
Cellular component (GO): nucleus; cytoplasm
Source: RefSeq, a predicted model, not a curated record
AUGGACACUCCGGCGAUUCCGGCUCCCAAGGAUGCUCGGGAACGGGAUAUCCUUGAGAGGCUGGUCGCCAUACGAGACCAGCUCUUGUUGCUGAAGCAGGAUCGAACCAAAUACAUCCGCACUCAAGAUGUCAUGGUUCUAUAUGAUCAGACUAUCGAGCAAGUGCGACAACUCAAUGAGGCCCGAAGCAAGGAGCCGGUGGGAGAAAAUCGACUGGACAAGGUCCUGGAUAGCUGCUUCCAGCUGCUGUCGCUAUUCUUCAUGACGAUUGGCCGAACCAGUGAGGCCCCGGCAGCAUAUUCUCUGACAUCGACGAUCAAGCGCUUGCUAGACCAUUUGACGGAGGCCGACCUAUUCUCUGCGAAGGACUUGGAUAGCAUGUCGAAGACCCUGGAUAGACUUUCCGUGACAGUGAAGAAUGCAGGAUCAAAGCACUCGCCACAUCUCAUUGAGCUACUCUCUGACAGAGUAGAUCGGUGCAAGACAGCUCUUUCGAACCUGCGCAGGAGGCUAGACCGGCUUGGAGAUACACUCCCAUCUGUUCACGAGAAACUUAUCUCUAUCCUUCGAUCCAUGUCUUUGGCGAACACGCGAACAAGAUUCUCCGUGUCCGAGGUUCAGAAACUACAAAAUCAGCUCAAAGAUAUUGAUGCGCAACGAGUGGACGGCAAAUUCAUGACAGCAGACGGGCAAGUUGCACCAGGAAGUGACGAGGUAUCCGAGCUGCUGAGGAGAUGUCUCCUCUGGUCAGAUAUAGUGCUGGAAAGAAAGGGAGCAAUUCCAGACAACUGGAGGCCAAUCUAUGAUAUCUUGGUUGGCAUUCGCAACGACCUCGACAAGCUGUCCAUAACACAAGCAUGGUCACUCCGAGAAACAGACCUGUACGAUUUUCAACGACAAUUGGAUAAGAUCGACGAAAGCCGAGUGGAUGGAAACUGGCUGGACGACGAGGGCAAGCCUGCAGAGUUAUAUGUGCAACGGACAUUCCUGUACCUCAUAAGGAGAAGCUACGGAUAUAUCUAUUCGCUCAUGAUCUCAUCCGAGCCUGUGUCUGAAGCUCUGCUACCGAUCUAUAACCAGCUACAGACUUUGAAACGCUGUCUGGUUGAGGUCAAGAACUCAGGAGGAGUUGGCAGUCCAAGAGAGCUGUAUCCGUACAGCAUGAAGCUGAACUCCAUCGACAACAUGAGAGUGGACGGGAAGUUCAUGGUGGGCGAAGACAUUCCUGAAGGACAGGGAAGCGUGACAGAGCUUCUCGAGGAGUGCUUCGAGCUCAACUACGAGCUGAGGCUCGCUGCCGAGGCAGAGCAGGGUGAGAGUUGA